Dermacentor albipictus is the source of this 1099-nucleotide messenger RNA. RefSeq names its product splicing factor C9orf78. NCBI's taxonomy places the organism in Eukaryota, Metazoa, Arthropoda, Arachnida, Ixodida, Ixodidae. Gene Ontology annotation, cellular component: spliceosomal complex. Gene Ontology annotation, biological process: mRNA splicing, via spliceosome. The record is from RefSeq and is a predicted model, not a curated record.
UUUUUUUUAAUUGUAUUUUUAACAACCCAAAACAUGGCAGACGGUUCAGAUGAGGAUGCUUGCGUUGCGUUUAAAAGUGGAUUGAAAACGCGCAAGUGUUUCAGGAAACGCAAGUGUUCAGAUGAGGAUGGCUCGAGAAGCGAUGGAGAAGACGAUAUAUCAAGGGAAAUUCUUCAAGACACCAAGGAGAUCCAAAAGCUUCGUAAACGGCCCAAUGGUGUCAGCGUCAUAGGCCUCAACUUGGGCAAAAAGCUCACUGCUAAGGAGGAACUUGUGAUUGAUGACCCUUUCAAGUUGAAGACAGGAGGCAUGAUUGACAUGAAGGCCCUUAAAGGGAAGAGGGUUACCAUGGAGGAAUUGGAUGCUGUUAACUUGGGCAACACAUUCUCAGUGGAGACGAACCAGCGGGAUGAAGAUGCUGACAUGAUGAAGUACAUUGAAGAAGAACUAGCCAAACGGCGGGGUCGUGUCCAAGAGCCUCAGCCAAAACCACAGAAACCUGUGGAUGAAAAGGAUGUGCUCUUCCACGUGCCUGAGCACCUACGCAAGUCAACAUCCAAGAAGUCCGAAGAGAUGCUGUCAAAUCAGAUGCUUUCGGGCAUCCCAGAAGUUGACCUUGGUAUUGAGGAGCGCAUCCGCAACAUUGAGGCAACUGAAGAGGCCAAGUUGAAGCUGAUUCGGGAUCGGAUGGCCCGGAAGGAGCGAGAGACAUCAUUUGUGCCCACCAACAUGGCCGUCAACUUUGUCCAGCACAACCGUUUCAACAUUGACGAUGGUAGCCGGUCACGGCACGUGCGGCGCCCUGUUCGUGAGAAAGAGCCGCCACCCCCAAAGCCUGUUGUAGUCAUUGCGGAAGCUGAAGGAGUUGCCGACCAGAUUCCAGGCCGCCAGGGCAGAGGGGGCAAAGGAUCGUCAAGGUCAAGAGGAAAUGACGAUGAAAAGGCCACUGAUGACUUCCACUUUGAAAAGUUCAAGAAGCAGUUCAGACGCUACUAACUCCCCACUUCAGAUAAGAGACACAGAAUUAGCACAUUUUUCUAGGCACAUUGCUUAGUUAUUGUGUAAAUAGGUAUCAAUAUAAACCCUACAUUCAGUCUCA